GAGAGUGGAGGGGAGGGAGAGAGAAGUGCAAGGAGAGAGGGCUGCUUUAUAGCUGCUAAGAUUGCAGACAGAAAUAGCAGGCAACCACUGUGAGCUGUCUCCGACUCAGAAGCCAAGACCAAAUUGUAUUCACUUUCGUUAAUCAGAUGAGCAGAAAGAAGGAAAUGACAUCUGGUCCUGUCCUCUUCUACAUCUUAAUGAUCGGAAAAUAUUUCUCCCGCGGGCGCGCGCUGGAGGCCGCCAAGUGUCCCGUGGGCUUCUUCCCCUGCGGGAACGUCACCACCUGCCUGCCCCAGCAGCUGCACUGCAACGGCGUGGACGACUGCGGGAACCGGGCCGACGAGGAGAACUGCGGGGACAACAAUGGAUGGUCUCUGCAACUUGACAAAUACUUUGCCAGUUAUUACCAAAUGGCCUCCCCCUAUCCCUUUGAUGCGGAAAGAUCCGAAUGCUCUCUUCAUCUCUUCCUUUUCAUGACCCCCGCUGUCCUGGCCCCUUGCUGUCCCCUCUGCCUAUGUCUCUGCACAGUGGUUGGCUCUGUGCCCGGGUGUUGUUCAUGCCGAGGUCUAGUGCUGGACUGUGACGAAGCCAGUUUACAUGCUGUCCCAUCAGUUUCUUCAAAUGUGACUGCAAUGUCACUUCAGUGGAACUUCAUAAGAAAACUUCCUCCCAAUGCCUUCAAGAAGUACCAUGAUCUUCAGAAGCUGUACUUGCAAAACAACCAGAUCAUAUCUGUAUCCACCUAUGCCUUCAGAGGAUUGUACAACCUUAAUAAACUGUAUCUCAGUCAUAACAGAAUAACCUUCCUGGAGCCAGGUGUCUUUGAAGAUCUCCACAGACUUGAAUGGCUGAUCAUUGAAGAUAAUCACCUCAGUCGAAUUUCCCCACUAACGUUUUAUGGCCUAAAUUCUCUUAUUCUCUUGGUGCUGAUGAACAACGUCCUCACCCAUCUGCCCCAUGAGCCUCUUUGCCAGCACAUGCCAAGACUGCACUGGCUGGACUUUGAAGGCAACCAUAUCUAUAAUUUAAGGAAUAUGACUUUUAUUUCCUGCAGUGAUUUGACUGUUUUGGUACUGAGAAAAAACAAAAUCAACCACUUAAAUGAAAAUACUUUUGCACAUCUCCAGAAACUAGAUGAAUUGGAUUUAGGAAGUAAUAAGAUUGAAAAUCUUCCACCACAUAUAUUUCAGGAUCUGAAGGAGCUGUCACAAUUGAAUAUUUCCUACAAUCCAAUCCAGAACAUUCAAGCAAAUCAAUUUGAUUAUCUUGUCAAGCUCAAGUCUCUCAGCCUAGAAGGAAUUGAAAUUUCAAAUAUCCAACAAAGGAUGUUUAACCCUCUUGUGAAUCUCUCUCACAUAUAUUUUAAGAAAUUCCAGUACUGUGGCUACGCACCACACGUCCGCAGCUGUAAACCCAACACUGAUGGGCUCUCUUCUCUUGAGAACCUCCUGGCCAGUGUCAUUCAGAGAGUGUUUGUCUGGGUCGUGUCUGUGGUCACCUGCUUUGGAAACAUUUUUGUCAUCUGCAUGCGACCUUAUAUCAGGUCUGAGAACAAGCUGCAUGCCAUAUCAAUCAUUUCUCUCUGCUGUGCCGAUUGCCUCAUGGGAGUGUACUUAUUUGUCAUCGGAGCCUUGGACCUCAAGUUCCGUGGAGAAUACCAUAAGCAUGCACAGCUGUGGACGGACAGUACAAAUUGUCAGCUUAUGGGCUCUUUGGCCAUUCUGUCCACAGAAGUGUCAGUUCUACUUUUGACAUUUCUUACUUUGGAGAAAUACAUCUGCAUUGUGUAUCCUUUUAGGUGUUUAAGACCUCGAAAAUGCAGAACAAUUACAAUUCUGAUUCUCAUUUGGAUUGUUGGGUUCAUAGUGGCUUUCAUUCCACUAAGCAAUAAGGAAUUUUUCAAAAACUACUAUGGUACCAAUGGAGUAUGUUUCCCUCUUCACUCAGAAGAUACAGAAAGUACUGGAGCCCAGAUUUAUUCAGUGGCAAUUUUUCUUGGUGUUAACUUGGCAGCGUUUGUCAUCAUUGUGUUUUCCUAUGGAAGCAUGUUUUACAGUGUUCACAGAAGCACCGGGACAGCAACUGAAAUACGGAAUCAAGUUAAAAAAGAGAUGAUCCUCGCCAAGCGGUUUUUCUUUAUUGUAUUUACCGAUGCAUUAUGCUGGAUACCCAUUUUUGUACUAAAAUUUCUUUCACUGCUUCAGGUAGAAAUACCAGGUACAAUAACUUCUUGGGUAGUGAUUUUUAUUCUGCCUAUCAACAGUGCUUUGAACCCAAUUCUUUAUACUCUGACCACAAGACCAUUCAAAGAAACCAUCCACCAGUUUUGGUACAACUACAGACAAAGAAGGUCUAUUGACAGCAAACGAAGUCAGAAAACAUACCCUCCAUCCCUCAUCUGGGUGGAGAUGUGGCCUCUCCAGGAGAUGCUGCCUGAGGCCAGGAGGCCAGCUGCUUUCACAGACCCCUGUGAAAUGUCACAGAUUUCUCAAUCAACUCGACUCAAUUCCUAUUCAUAGCUGACUCAGAGGCCCACUUCUUCACAGAGAAUACUGUGGGGAGCUCCAGGAGGGACUUCUGAGCAAGAAAUAAAUACCAUAAAAUUAUUAAAUUAAUAUAGACAUUAAUAAUGGCUAAGACAAAUUAGCUUACAAGGAGAUAAAGAAAAAAGUGGUUAAAGCUUAUAUAAAAGAAAUUAUAAUCAUAAUGUGUAUAUAAAAUAUAUAUUUUGUAUAAGAAAUUAAGAGAAAUCUACUACAGAGAGAUUAAUUCAUUGUUCUAUCAUACAU
Messenger RNA from Heterocephalus glaber (naked mole-rat), 2789 nucleotides. Lineage: Eukaryota; Metazoa; Chordata; Mammalia; Rodentia; Bathyergidae. The record is from RefSeq and is a predicted model, not a curated record.